Molecule: messenger RNA, 1125 nt
Organism: Diceros bicornis minor
Lineage: Eukaryota; Metazoa; Chordata; Mammalia; Perissodactyla; Rhinocerotidae
Gene: CD48
Product: CD48 molecule
Exons: 4
Coding region: 96-824 (242 amino acids)
Source: RefSeq, a predicted model, not a curated record
CAGGCCACUAAAUCAAGAGCACUGGGGCCCUAGGUCCCUUUCUAGCCUGGGUUCUGGCCUGUCUCCGGCAUUGCUAGGAAGCUUUGGAGAGUAGCAUGUUCUCCAGCAGGUGGGAACGGCAUCUGGCUCUGGAACUUCUACUGCUGCUACAUUUGUUCCUGGCAACCACCAUUCAAGGUCAUUCAAAACAGAUCGCAAUCUCUGGCAGCAAUGUGAGUCUUCAAAUUUCCAAUUUGCCUGCUGACUACAAAAUACUCACCUGGUUGUACACUUCUGAACAGAAGAUUGUAGAACACUGGAAUGCUGACAAACCCCACUAUUUCGAUUCUACAUUUAAGCACCGGGUCGUGCUUAAUCUUUCAAGUGGUGCACUGAACAUCUAUAAGGUCCAGAAAGAGGACAGCAGUACCUACCUCUUGAGGGUGGUGAAAGCAGCUGGGAACGAGGAGGAAUGGAAGAUUCCACUGGAGGUAUUUGAUCCUGUACCUAAGCCUCGCAUAAAUAUCACGACGACACAGGAAGUGAACAACGGCUGUUAUCUAAACAUAGCAUGUGAGAUCCCGGACCAGUCCGUAAACUACACUUGGUAUGGGGAGUCAGGGCCCUUUCCAAGAACACCCCAGAGUGCUGUGCUUGAAGUCACCGUUGGGCCGCAAAACUACUCAAAGUUUUACACCUGCCAAGUCAGCAAUCCUGUGAGCAGUGAAAAUGACACAGUGUACUUCACUUCACCCUGUGAACAGGCCAUAUCCUCUGGAGUAGCUUGGAUUGCAACUUGGCUAGCAAUCACAGUACCCACUGUUUUUGGCCUCCUAUGGACCUGAGACAACUCUUCUACCUCAAGAGUGAAACUUCAAGACCACGGGAUCUUGCCUUCAUCAGCACCACGCUGUUAACCAGGACAGAAGCUCUGGCUACAUGGGAUGGGGGAAAGAGUAUCAUUGAGACAUCUACACAGAAUUUCAAAUUAACUUUUUUAAAACCACAGUUAAUAUUUUAUUUUCUAUCCUCUAGUUGUUUCCCAACACACAUAUAUAGCUACACAUGCACUCUUCCUACCAAAAAAUGUGGUCACACUAUGAAAUGUUUUCUUGUUAAUAAAUAUUUAAUGUGAUUGUCAAAGUG